UUGAUUGUUACCAGUUAUUGUUAAAUAAUAAUUAAUUGAAAUAUUCUUUAAAUAAAAUGCGUAUUUUUACUCAUCACGUGCUAGAACAGCUGAUCAAUUGAUUAGAAUAAUAUCUUAUCAUUGAGUAACUCAACAACAAAAAAUACCUUCUUAAUAUUCACAUUAACAUUUAUACUCAUACGUUACAUGUAAAAUGAAUGUUUACGUAAAAAUAUAUAGAAACGAAGUCAAAAAAAAUAGCGGAAAUAGAAAUUAAUUUUUGAGGUUAUUUAGUUUUCGAAUAAAUCUUAAAAUUCUUAUUAUAAAUGACUGUAUGUGAAAUUACGUCGCCUAAGUUUUCAAGAUAAAUUCAGAGAGAUGACCAUUCUUUGUAAAUUUCUUGCAACUAAUAUUAUUCAUCGUAAAUCUACAUAUUUUUAUACUCCUACAUGGCAAAAAUAUUUACAUACGAUUUGGACCUCAUCGAAAAGUGUAUCAAAAAAAACAUGUACUUUAACUGGUUUACGAUGCCAAACAACGAAAGUUUUAAAAACAAAUGUUCGAGAUAUUCCUACCAAAAAGAUAUUAAAAACAAAAAAAGAAUCAGAUCUUAAAAAAUUGAUUAUUUUAGCGACACCUGAAAAAUGGAGGUUAUUUAGUGCUAUUGCUUUUUUAAUAGUAUCAUCUACUGUAACAAUGGCAGUUCCUUUUUGCCUAGGAAAAGUAAUUGAUACCAUUUAUAAUGUGAAUAUAGAAAAAAUGACAGAAAAAUUAAAUCAAUUAUAUCUAGUGUUACUGGGGGUAUUUAUUAUUGGCGCUUUUAGUAAUUUUUGUCGUGUUUAUCUAAUGUCAACCACAGGCCACAAAAUUACGUACUCUUUAAGGAGAAAAGCAUACACAGCCAUCCUCAGUCAAGAGACUGCAAUGUUUGAUAUAAAAAGUACAGGAGAACUUGUAGGAAGAUUAACUGGAGAUGCUCAAUUAGUAAGUUCUGCAAUUACUAGUAAUGUAUCAGAUGGCUUAAGAUCUUUAAUUAUGACAACAAGUGGAAUAUCAAUGAUGUUCUAUGUAUCUCCACCAUUAGCUAUUGUUGGUUUGUCAGUGGUACCUAUUGUUGCUGGUACAGCUAUUAUUUAUGGACGUUUUUUAAAGAAAAUCUCAAGAAAUGUACAAGAUAGUUUGGCAGUAUUAAAUACAGAGGCAGAAGAAAGAAUUAGUAACAUAAGAGUUGUUAAAGCUUAUGCACAAGAAGCUCAAGAAGUUAAAAGAUAUAGUUCUAAAUUGCAAGACGUUCUUAAAUUAUGUUAUAAAGAAAGUUUAUAUAGAGGCAUAUUUUUUGGUAUAACAGGUUUAUCUGGAAAUGUAAUUGUAUUAUCUGUUCUUUAUUAUGGUGGAGUUAUGGUAUCUGAUUCAACUAUUACAAUCGGAGAUUUAAGUGCUUUUUUAUUGUAUGCGGCAUAUGUAGGAAUAUCAAUGAAUGGAUUAUCUUCAUUUUACAGUGAAUUGAACAAAGCUUUGGGUGCAAGUUCACGUUUAUUUGAAUUAAUUGACAGAAAACCAAAAAUACUUAUUCAAGGUGGUAAAAUAUUGGAGAAUAAAUUGACGGGUGAUAUUGUGUUUCAAAAUGUAAACUUCUUUUAUCCUACAAGGGAAAAUUCACUUAUCCUUUGUGAUUUUAAUUUACAUAUACCAAAACAUUCAAUAACAGCUAUUGUUGGCUCAUCUGGCUCUGGAAAAUCUACAGUAGCUAUGUUAUUAUUAAGACUUUAUGAUCCGUGUAAAGGAAGAAUAUUAUUGGAUAAUUAUAAUAUCAGAGAGCUCGAUCCAAUUUGGGUAAAAUCACAGAUUGGUGUAGUUCCUCAGGAACCAAUUCUCUUUAGUGGUACUAUAAAAGAAAAUAUUGUGUACGGUACAGAAAAUGUAAUAGAACAUGAAAUAGAAGAAAUUGCAAAAGAAGCACAUGUCUUAGAAUUUACACAGAAAAUGAAGGAUGGUUUAAAUACUAUUGUUGGAGAAAAAGGCAUUACACUUAGUGGAGGUCAAAGACAAAGAAUUGCUAUUGCAAGAGCUUUAAUGAAGAAACCAACAAUUUUAAUUUUGGAUGAAGCAACUAGUGCAUUAGAUGCUGAAAGUGAACAUUUUGUUCAAGAAGCAUUAGAACGUGCUACUCAUGGAAAAACAGUACUCACUAUAGCUCAUAGACUCAGUACAAUAAAAAAUGCUGAUAAAAUUGUAGUGAUAGAUCAAGGAAAAGUUGUAGAGACAGGAACAUAUAACAAUUUAAUGAGUUUGGAUCAAGGUCAUUUUAAGAACUUGGUGAAACAUCAAGCUUUCACAUAAAUUAAAUUAAAGUAGAUCAACAUUUUUAUCAGAUUUUAAAUCAUUUUUUGCACAUAGUGUACAUUUGUGUAUAUUUAGUAUAUUAUUAUUUAGUUGUCUCAGAAUAAAAAUGAUAAUAAUAAUAAACAAAUAUAUACAUUUAUAAAUUAGA
Molecule: messenger RNA, 2470 nt
Organism: Vespula vulgaris
Lineage: Eukaryota; Metazoa; Arthropoda; Insecta; Hymenoptera; Vespidae
Product: ATP-binding cassette sub-family B member 10, mitochondrial
Exons: 3
Coding region: 358-2319 (653 amino acids)
Biological process (GO): transmembrane transport
Cellular component (GO): membrane
Molecular function (GO): ATP hydrolysis activity; ABC-type oligopeptide transporter activity; ATP binding
Source: RefSeq, a predicted model, not a curated record